AUGGCUACAAAGUACAUCUUCGUCUCGCUGCCCCGAGACGAGGACACCUUUGACACCCUCAAGACCUCGACCGGCGAGAAUGGCGACGUGCUCCCCUUCCAGAUCCCCAACUUCAAGAUCGGGACGCUGGACGCCCUCGUCCAGCAGGCCGACGACCUGGGCAAGCUCGAGACCGCCUGCCAGGGCCUCGUUGCCAAGGUCGCCGACUCGCUGCGCACUCUGCUCGACGGCAACGAGGACAAGAUCGCCCAGCAGAAGAUGGUCAACGACAAGCCGACCGAGAACUAUCUGCGCACCUUCUCCUGGAACAAGGUACGAUACAGGGCCGACAAGCCGAUCGGCGAGCUCGUCGACAACCUGCAAAAGGAGCUCGUCACCAUCGACAACGACGUCAAGGGCAAGUUCAACCAGUACACCUCGGUCAAGACCAACUUCGCCACCCUGCAGCGGAAACAGACCGGCAACCUGGCCACCAAGUCCCUCACCCCCAUCGUCGACCCCUCGGUCCUGAUCUCGGACUCGGAAUACCUCGAGACCCACCUCAUCGCCGUCCCGACCAACGUCAAGAAGGAGUUCCUGAAGAGCUACGAGAGCAUCUCGCCCAUGGUCGUCCCGCGGUCCGCCACCCAGGUUGCCCAGGAUGACGAGUUCACCCUGUUCGCCGCCACGACCUUCAAGAAGCACAGCGCCGAGUUUCAAGCAAAGUGCCGCGAGAACAAGUGGACGCCCCGGCCGUACAAGCACGUCGAGGGCGGCAGGGAGGAGGAGCAGAAGGAGUUCGACCGCGUCGCCAAGGAGGAGAAGAAGGUAUGGGGCGAGGCGCUGCGGCUCUCGCGCACCGGCUGGUCCGAGAGCGUCAUGAUCUGGGCCCACGUCCUGGCGCUGCGGGUGUUCGUCGAGAGCGUGCUCCGCUACGGCUUGCCUCUGGAGUACGUGCCCGCCCUGAUCGUGUCGUCCCCCAAGGUAUCCAAGAAGGUCAAGGAUUCGCUCGACAAGGCCUUCUCGCAUUUGGGAGGCAAUGCGUUCGGUCGCGACAAGCGUGGUAGGAUCACGAAAGACGACGCGGCCUUGUCCUCGGAAAUGGCGGCGGCAGGACUCGGUGAGGAUUAUACCGCAUACGUGUACUAUGAGAUUGAGGUAUAA
Neoarthrinium moseri is the source of this 1143-nucleotide messenger RNA. RefSeq lists its product as uncharacterized. Gene Ontology annotation, cellular component: vacuolar proton-transporting V-type ATPase, V1 domain. NCBI's taxonomy places the organism in Eukaryota, Fungi, Ascomycota, Sordariomycetes, Amphisphaeriales, Apiosporaceae. Gene Ontology annotation, biological process: proton transmembrane transport. The transcript is spliced from 2 exons. Gene Ontology annotation, molecular function: proton-transporting ATPase activity, rotational mechanism. The coding region runs from base 1 to 1143 and encodes 380 amino acids. The record is from RefSeq and is a predicted model, not a curated record.